UUCUGAGCCCUUAGCUGAAACAGACCCUUCUAUCCUUCUUUCCUUGGAGGGCAGCGGGGGUCCCUGGUUUCUGGGGUCUUGGGCUAGCUUUGCUCCUCCCUUUGCUCUCCCUUGGGGGCAGAGACUGCGUGUUAGUGCAGUGAUGUCAUAGCUGAACAAUUUCACUUUCCUUUUUCUCCUCUUUGGAGGCCCCUGAAGGAGUUUUCUCUGGACUUCCCAGAGAUUCAGAGGGGGGGUUCGGCCUGCUCUGAGCCAAGUUAGGGGUCCUUUGGGGUCUGUGAAGGGGAUGGCAGGAGGAGACAAUGGACUCAGCAGCAGGACAAUUCCAGAGGACCAGAAUGAAGAGUCAGAUGACUAUCAGCUCAUGUUCAAGCACUUCAAAGAAAACAAGGUGGAGAUAGCAAGCGCUAUCACCAGGCCAUUUCCUUUCCUUAUGAGCCUUCGAGACAGAGACUUCAUCUCAGAGCAGAAGUUUCAGGAAUGUGAAGAAACAUGUAAGAACCUGGUUCCAGUGGACAGAGUGGUAUAUGACAUCCUCAGUGAAGUACAGAAGAAGUUUAGCCGGGAUCUUCUGAAAGUGAUAUUCAGCAAAACACAUCUGAAGGCCUACCCCGACUUAAAGGAGACUCUAAAACACUUCUUCCAAAAUGUUUCUGACAAUCACAGGACUCAUCAGAGUAUGAAUGGAAGAGAUGUUGAAGAGAGGCCCAGACUGCCAGCAAUCGUUAGGGAAGCAUCCUGUAGUCCUGGAAAUUCAAACAUGAAUGAUGAACAAGCUGAGGAGAUGCCCAACCUUCCACAAUGCAAUGGAGGAGCAUCCUGUAGUCCUGGAAAUUCAAACAUGAAUGAUGAACAAGAUGAGGAGAUGCCCAACCUUCCACAAUGCAAUGGAGGAGCAUCCUGUAGUCCUGGAAAUUCAAACAUGAAUAAUGAACAAGCUGAGGAGAUGCCCAGCCUUCCACAAUGCAAUGGAGGAGGCAGCUCUCCUGCUGUGGUUUUCCUUGGUCAUUCUGAGACAUUCUUUCCUACAGAGGGAAGUACUUCUUGUGAACAGUCGUGUGAUGGACAAGACCCCCAGGACCACCUGUCCUCAUCACUGAGACGUGAAGCAGGAGCACAGCGACCCACCAGUGAAGAGAAAUGUUCCUGUGUCAUGUGUUCCCCAACAUACGUGCCAGAAGACCUGGGAGCAAGGAUGGGAAGCAGCCAAGGAGAAGCCAUAGACAUUGGGAGGAGCAUUCCUGCAAGAAAACCCAAGAAGAGAAGAAAAAAGAAAGGUCACAACUGGUCAAAACCAAAAUGGAGAAAGCCAAUGAGUGUACGGAGAAAACGUGGCAAAAUAGCUGCUGGCCAGGCAGCUUUCAGGAGAAAGAAAAUGAAAAAGAACCCAGGACUCUCUGCUAAGAUCAGGGGUCUAAGAAGGCUCAGAAAGGAAAAUGCCAAUUUUAGUGCUGAAUUGCUUCCUGUGACGUGCGGUGACUUGAAGGGAGUGUUACACAAGAAUAAAUUCAAGAAAGGGAUAUCUGUGAUGUCCAUACAGUGUGAGGAUGGAAACUGGUGCACACCCUCUAAAUUUGAAAUCAUGGGAGGCUAUGGAAAAUCAAAGAACUGGAAAUUGAGUCUGCGCUGCCAUAAUUUGCCCCUGAAAUUCCUGAUCCAGAGAAAUUUUCUACCCAUCCCUCCACGGAUAUAUCACAAGAGGAAAAAGCAGAGAACACAGAACUUGAAUCAUUCUCCAGUUGACCCUAAUAUUGAGAACUCAGAUGAAUGUGAGGUGUGUCGGAAAGCAGGAACACUCUUCUGCUGUGAUACUUGUUCCAGAUCCUUCCAUGAAGAGUGUCAUAUCCCAACAGUGGAAGCUGAGAUAACACCGUGGAGUUGCAUCUUCUGUAGGAUUCAGUCCUUAGGAAGUCAACAGAGUCUUCCAGAAUCUGAGAUACUGCAGAGGGAGAUGGUGCCCCAGGAACAGUUGAGGUGUGAGUAUGUUCUCUUGAGAGCCUAUCGUUGUUCUGAGAGCUCCUUUUUUUCCAAGAUGCCAUAUUAUUAUUAUUUUAGAGAGAGAGCUGUGGGUGUUCAAGAGCCUAUGUGGUUGGACAAAAUCAAGAAAAAGCUGAGUGACCAGGCUUACUGCCAAGUAGAAGACUUUGUGCAAGACAUGAGGCUCAUCUUCCGGAAUCACAGAAUCACAUUCAAGGAUCCUAAGUUUGGCAAAAUGGGACUUAGACUGGAGUCCAAGUUUGAGACGAGUUUCAAGGAAGUGUUUGCUAUUCAGGAAACAAACGAAAAGAGUUGACUGAAAUCAGAGUUGUGGCUGGUGUCCUGGCACAAGCUGCACAUCUGGUCAGGUCUGCCCACCUGCAGCAGCAAUGAGUGUUCUUUACAGACGCCAUCAUUCCCAGACUGUGGGGCUGUGGAAUCCUGGGUGUUCGGCCACACCCCAGAACCCAGAGACCCAACAUACAGACCCCUUGCCGUGUCACAUAAGGCCCAGGUAGAGGGCGGGCUAACAGGUCACCCAAGCCCCGCCCCUCUCCCCCUUCUAAUAUAAGCAAACCCCUUCUGACAUUUUGGGAGAGCGCCACCAUCUAAACCCACCCAUGUCAAUAAAUCUGGACGACUUUAUUUCCA
Grammomys surdaster is the source of this 2628-nucleotide messenger RNA. RefSeq names its product nuclear body protein SP140-like. Gene Ontology annotation, biological process: regulation of transcription by RNA polymerase II. Bases 287 to 2293 code for a protein of 668 amino acids. NCBI's taxonomy places the organism in Eukaryota, Metazoa, Chordata, Mammalia, Rodentia, Muridae. Gene Ontology annotation, cellular component: nucleus. Gene Ontology annotation, molecular function: protein binding; DNA-binding transcription factor activity, RNA polymerase II-specific; DNA binding. The record is from RefSeq and is a predicted model, not a curated record. The transcript has 21 exons.